AUGGUCCCACCCUUGAAACCCGAUAACCCAUCUCGGGAACCUCGAUCGCCGCUGCCAACAAUUCCUGCAAAUCCAAACCUCGUAGAGUGCCCGGAUUGUCUUCGCCCGUUUUCUAGAAGUUAUCUACAGGAGCAUAUGGAAACAAGACACCUCGGCUUCAAGUGCCACUUCCCCGGCUCUACACUUGUCCUUGUUGAGGAUGACAUCCAGGCAAUGACAGAGGAGCUCAUUUACCACAACCUCUUGCAAGGCGGCGGAUUCAGGAACGGCGAGUUUUACCUGAAAAGGCACCUUCGAAUGAAUCAAGGAAAAGCUUACCAAGCCUCCCUCCAGUCCGAAGAGCCCCCUCCUCCUCCACCCUUUCCCCCAACUUUGCCCCCUCUAAAGACUGUGCUUUCUGCAGCAGAAAAAUCCGCACCUGAACCCAGUUCUCUUCCUGCCCUCAAGAUCAAACUUCCCCCUCUUGAAUUACCCAAAGCCACCAUGAUGAAAAUAAAUGAGGUCUUUGGCGAGUUCGUCACCAUCCGAGGCCUGCGCGACACGAACUUCGAGCAGCUGCACAAGCUGAUCGCGGCACAGGGCCCUGGACUCCACGGCGAGCUCCACGGCGCGAAGGAGCUGUGCCAGGAGAUCGAGAAGGGCACUGACUCGUUGAACUUCGCGGUGCAGCGCCUGAAGCACCUAGCCGGGACGGGUCCCCAGGGCCAGUUCGCAACAUGCUGGCAGGAGUUUGUGGACGCGAGCGACAACGCGCGCCUGGGCCACCACGUGUGGACGACGGACUUCGACUGCGACUUGGUCGUUAAGAACUGGGACCAGCACACUGCUUGCAACGCCACCCUCGGCGUCGCUCUCGACAGGGUUGAGUUUCUGACAGGAGCACUGCUGCUACAGCAGAUGCAGAUCCAGCUACAGCAACAAAGAGAACUAGUGGAACGUGUGAAGAAGCAAGUGCAACUGCAGGAACCGCCCGAGAAGCAACUUCAGGAGCAAAUGAUGAAGGAACGGCGGGAGCUGCAAGAUCAGGUGGUGCAGGAAGCGCUUGAAAAGCAGCGCCAGCGGAACCGGCUGCGAAAGCUAAUCAAGCGGCCAAAGCUCAGGCUGCAGUCUCCUCUAAGGGGAAGACGUCUUUCGAAGCAGUCCACACAUCAUUUCUUCGACAAGCUCCAUGCGAAUGGCAAGGGUAAUGAUGAUGAUGAUGAUUACAGUGACGAAGACGACGAUUUACUAGUCCCGUUUGCCUGGACAGUUACUAGUCUGCAUUGA
Messenger RNA from Daldinia caldariorum, 1266 nucleotides. RefSeq lists its product as uncharacterized. Bases 1 to 1266 code for a protein of 421 amino acids. The record is from RefSeq and is a predicted model, not a curated record. The transcript is spliced from 3 exons. Lineage: Eukaryota; Fungi; Ascomycota; Sordariomycetes; Xylariales; Hypoxylaceae.